AUAAAUUAAAAAAUUCAAAUCAUGUGAGGACUUUUUAUUUGAGAGUAAAAUUUCUACAUUUUUUUCUUUUCGAAAAUUCAAAAUUCUAAAUGGAAAAGCAAAUCUGGGCGGCUUUAUGUUUUUUCAUCUGGAUACUUUUAACAGCCAAAUUCUUGAAGGCUGACGAGGGCAAAAUAAUAGGAGGCAAAGUUGUUCAGGCGGGCGAAUUUCCUUAUCAGCUUUGCAUGUGGGGCGAUGUCAGAUGCGGGGGUGCACUGGUAACACUGAGGCAAUUUAUGACCGCAGCCCAUUGUCUUGUUAAGAAAUACAAGGACUCGACGAAACAUACUGACCUUACCACGCACUUCAUGGUAGCCGGUGUGGUGGACUGUACCAAAACUGAUGACCCUUUUUACCAAAAGAGAAAUAUCAAAGAUUACAAAAUGCACAAAGAAUACAGGAAAAAAAAAGAUAUGACUUCCUAUCACGAUUUCGCUGUUGGGAUUUUGGAGAAACCGUUUACCGAGAGCGAAAGAGUCAAGGUAGGCGUUUUGCCGUCGACCGACCCGGCUAAGUUCCGCCAACUCUGGCUAGAUUUUCUUGGAAGCGGAAAAACAUGCAGUGUCAUGGGGUUUGGAACAAAUACGGAGCCCCUUGUCAAAGAUUAUACUAAUAUACUAAAAGUAUCAAUGAUGAGACCGAAAAAUGACAAAUAUUGUAAAGGUACCCUCGUCUACGAUUCGGACACGAUGCUGGACGGUGAAAUUUGCUGUGUUCCGGUGGAUGCCUCAGCGGAGAGUAUGGGUGUAGGCGAUGCCGGCUCGGCUAUAAUCUGCGAUGGCUUGCUCUACGGGGUGAACACAGGUGGAUAUUUCCAGCCAGGGUAUAAUCUCCAGCUCUUCACACUCGCUUAUCCUUACCUAGACCUAUUCGAAAAAGAAAGCUCUCCUGGGUUUGGGUACGUCUUUCGCAGCUAUCCCAUGGCCGUCAUCUCGGGGAUAUUCAUCGUACUUGUAGUUCAUACUUUACAGCGUUGAGAAAUAAACUUUUUU
Cimex lectularius (bed bug) is the source of this 1031-nucleotide messenger RNA. RefSeq names its product trypsin beta-like. Lineage: Eukaryota; Metazoa; Arthropoda; Insecta; Hemiptera; Cimicidae. Gene Ontology annotation, molecular function: serine-type endopeptidase activity. Gene Ontology annotation, biological process: proteolysis. The coding region runs from base 90 to 1016 and encodes 308 amino acids. The transcript has a single exon. The record is from RefSeq and is a predicted model, not a curated record.